AUGGCGGACGAACAAGCUAUCGCGGUGUUAAAAAAGAAACGCGGUAUUGUUAAGGGUCAAUUGUCGAAGUUCGUAACAUUUAUCGAUAGAUAUAGCGAGGCGGGACACACCCCGGAAUUAGAGGCUAGGUUAGAAAAGGCCGAGCAAUUGUGGGCGAACUUUGACCGAGUGCAGACAGAGCUCGAGAUAGCGGAUGAAGCGCAAUCAUCACAUCGCGACGCGUUUGAAGAAUCGUAUUUCGCAGUAAUAGGAAAGGCUAAAGGGUUGAGACAGACACCUACAGUUGCGCAGCCGCAAACGGGUUACACGUGUAACAAUCAAAACGUAAAGUUACCUGCAUUGAAAUUACCGGAUUUCAAUGGUGAGUAUAGUAAAUGGAUACAAUUUAGCGAUACAUUUAAGGCGAUUAUUCACAAUAAUACAGCAUUGACCACCACCCAAAAAUUCUACUACUUGAAAUCGUGCUUGAGCGGAGACGCCGCACGAACAUUAGAUACGUUAGAAACGUCGGACGCAAAUUACGAUGUCGCGUGGGAUAUUUUAACAGAACGAUUUGAGAACAAAAACAUUAUAGUUCACAAUCAUGUGAAGGCAUUAUUCGAGUUGCCGCCGGUUACUAAAGACUCAUACAAUUCUCUUAGGGAUUUGUCCGACAGCAUAUCGCAACACUUACGAGCAUUAAAGUCAUUAGACCAGCCAGUCGAUAGCUGGGAUUCAAUCAUUAUCUAUCUUUGCGCGUCUAAAUUGGACAUUGCAUCACGUAACGAGUGGGAGAAGCUAUCGGUUAAGAGUAGCGAACUGCCAGAUAUCGAUGAAUUUAAAACAUUCUUAAAUGAACGCUGUCAAAUCCUGGAAAGAUUGUCCAAAGACAGUAAGCAAUUGGAUAAACGAAACGUAAUUAAGGAUUCAAGGGACAAGUCGAAAGCAAAUUCAUUAUCACAUUUAGCAUCAAACGUAGUAAAAUGCAUGUUUUGCAAAGGGUCACAUAAUACAUAUUCGUGUAAGGAUUUGUUGUCUUUGUCGGUUGAUGAGCGAUUGGCACAGAUCAGAAAACUAAAACUAUGCACCAACUGUUUAAGAAAUAAUCAUUUCAGUAAAAAUUGCAAGGCGGGAGGCUGUAAAAAAUGCAAUGGUCGACACAAUACGUUGUUGCAUCUUGGAGAAUCUAAAAUUGAAGGCAAGGCAGAGAAUCAACCAUCCUCAAAGGCAACUAAGACAGAGACCAAGGAUGAACUUAACACGACGCAUGAAUCCACGGUAACCACGCACUCAGCUCAGAUAACGCGAGAUUCGUACAUAUUGUUAGCAACAGCAAGGGUGCUGAUAUUCGAUGAUAACGGAAAGUCAUACCAAUGUAGAGCGUUAUUAGACAACGGGUCUCAAUCCAAUUUUAUUACAAUGCAAUUAGCGCUGAAGUUAGGUCUUGCAAAAACGCCUAUAAAACUUCCGGUGUGCGGAGUUAAUCAGAGCAUUACGAAUAUUUCGCACAAAACCAAAUCAUCUAUUAAAUCGCUGCAUAACAAUUAUAGGGCCGAACUGUCUUUCAUGGUAGUCGAUAAUAUUACGCAGGAGUUGCCAAAUAAGUUUUACAAUAUUUCGGCGUUAAAUAUACCCGAAGGAUUGUCUCUAGCAGAUCCACGUUUUAAUUGUCCUGAAACGGUAGACUUACUAUUAGGCGCGGAACGGUUUUGGGAAAUCGAAGAAUGUCUUUCAACACCCAAAUUUACAAAGGAAGAAGCAGCAUGUGAGGAUUUAUUUGUCAGAACGGUAGAGCGAGAUACACAGGGUCGAUUCACUGUACAACUGCCUCUGCGUUCAAACAUCAAUGAGUUAGGAGACUCGCUAGAAAUGGCAACCAAACGAUUACACACAUUAGAAAGGAGAUUCUCCAAGGAUCUCAGUCUUAAACAGCAAUACGUGGAAUUUAUGAAUGAAUAUCAGGAGCUCGGGCAUAUGACCGAAGUCGAGCCUAACGGAGAGGAGUGGCAUCCAGUUUACUACUUGCCGCAUCACAGCGUAGCGAAGGAAUCGAGCUCAACGACCAAAGUACGAGUCGUUUUCGACGCAUCCGCGAAAACAUCAUCUAGCGUGUCGUUGAAUGAUGCUUUGAUGGUUGGUCCAAUCAUUCAAGAUAGCUUAUUCGCAAUACUUAUCAGAUUUAGAAUACAUGAGUAUGUCUUUACGUCGGAUGUUACAAAGAUGUAUAGGCAAGUCAAUGUUCAUAAACCCCAUCGAAACUUACAACGCAUUGUUUGGCGCUCUGAUGAGGACAAACCUAUAAAGCACUAUCAAUUGAACACAUUAACGUACGGUACGGCACCAGCUUCGUUUGAGGCAAUACGAUCGUUACAACAAACAGCAUUGGAUAAUCGAGACACGUUCCCUGAAGCCAGCCGCGUCAUUCUGGCGGACUUUUAUGUAGACGAUCUGAUUUCAGGAUCUAACACGAUCGAUCACGCGAAGGAGCUCGCGCAUGAUAUAAACAAAAUUUUACUUAGCGGAUGUUUUCAAUUGCGAAAGUGGAAUAGUAACAGUAAAGAGAUCAUCGACUCAAUACAAUCUGAACCAGGUAACAAUCAUACGCAUUUAACACAAGAAGUUAACUCUAAAACGCUCGGUUUGUCGUGGAACGCGGAAUUAGACACUUUGAAUUAUCAAGCAAAUACGGGCGAUGGUAAAUCAAAUAAAGUCACCAAGAGAACAAUAUUGUCGUUUAUAGCUCAAUUAUUCGACCCGCUGGGUCUCGUUAGUCCUACGAUAGUGUUGGGAAAGGUCAUUAUGCAAAAAAUAUGGAAGUUAGGAAUCGGAUGGGACGAGUCAUUACCAUUAGAUUUGCUCACUCUAUGGAGGCGAUUCUGCGAUGACAUGAAAUUCAUAAACAAAAUAUCAGUACCCCGGCAUGUUCUGAAUCAUCAAUGUAUUACCAUUGAAUUACACGGAUUUUGUGACGCGUCGGAAAUAGCGUAUGGAGCAUGCAUAUACGUAAGAGCGGUGGAUAGUUUCGGUAACAUUACGACGCGAUUAUUAUGUUCUAAAUCACGAGUGGCGCCGGUAAAGGCAAUAAGUUUGCCGCGUCUGGAAUUGUGUGGUGCGUUGUUGUUAGCGCGCUUACAUCAGCAAGUAGCGGAGGCAUUGGUUCGCAUUCCUGAUUGUAAACAUGAUAGUUUUUAUUGGUGCGAUUCUACGAUAGUAUUGGCAUGGGUAGCUACAGAGUCCAGUCGGUUAAAAACAUUUGUAUCCAACAGAGUCGCAGAAAUACAGCGACUCACAAGCGAUAAACGCUGGUUCCAUGUUAUAAGUAGUGAGAAUCCCGCAGAUAUUGUGUCACGAGGUAUGAGUCUGAAUAAGUUAGCUACAGCGCAAUUAUGGUGGUAUGGACCGUCGUGGUUGGGGCUUGAAUCAGCUCAUUGGCCGACAGAGAAUACGCGUAGCAAAGAAGUUACGGAGUUGAAGGAAAACGAGAUAACGUGCAUUGCAAUUAAGCCGGACGAAAAUUUAUUUAAUCGAUUUUCAUCAUACAUAAAAUUAAUUCGGGUUAUAGCUUAUUGCAGACGAUUUAUCCAUAAUACACAAAGGGAAGUGAAACAAAAACGUAUUGAAUCGUUAUCAGUCGAGGAACUAAAUGCAGCAUUAAUCGUACUCGUGAAAAUAGUGCAAAACACCUAUUUUGCUUCCGAAAUCAAUGAUUUGAACCGCAAGGGAGCGGUGCGAGCUAGCAGUAAAAUUGCGUCGUUAAAUCCAUUCCUGGAUGAACACCGUGUACUACGCGUAGGGGGUCGUUUAAGAAACUCUAAAUUACGUUACGAAAGCAAGCAUCCUAUGUUACUACCAAAUAAUCAUACAUUAACGCGAAUGAUAGUGAUACACGAGCACGAAAGGCAGAUGCACGCAGGAUUAACCGGUACCUUAGCUGCAGUUAGAUCUCGUUUUUGGAUUGUAAAUAGUCGAAGCACGGAGGACAACACGCCGCCCUUGCAAGGGAAGGCUGGUCGCAUCAUGGAACUACACUCUGGAAUGGAUGGAGUAGUGCGAGUAGCUGUGAAGACAACUAAUGGACAGUUAAAACGAUCGUUAAGAAAGUUGUGCGUGUUGCCUAUCGAGGAUUCGAUGUAA
Messenger RNA from Vollenhovia emeryi, 4113 nucleotides. RefSeq lists its product as uncharacterized. Lineage: Eukaryota; Metazoa; Arthropoda; Insecta; Hymenoptera; Formicidae. Bases 1 to 4113 code for a protein of 1370 amino acids. The transcript is spliced from 3 exons. The record is from RefSeq and is a predicted model, not a curated record.